This is a messenger RNA of Scatophagus argus, 5858 nucleotides long. It is a transcript of the gene rbl2, whose product is annotated as retinoblastoma-like 2 (p130). Gene Ontology annotation, molecular function: RNA polymerase II transcription regulatory region sequence-specific DNA binding. Lineage: Eukaryota; Metazoa; Chordata; Actinopteri; Scatophagidae. The coding region runs from base 1085 to 4336 and encodes 1083 amino acids. The transcript has 22 exons. The record is from RefSeq and is a predicted model, not a curated record. Gene Ontology annotation, cellular component: nucleus; chromatin; transcription regulator complex. Gene Ontology annotation, biological process: cell differentiation; regulation of transcription by RNA polymerase II; negative regulation of G1/S transition of mitotic cell cycle.
UUUCUCUGUAAGAUGAUAUUUACAUCACAUGAUAUCAGACCUGCUGGAGGCUUUCAGGUUUACAGCAUGAAGUAAAACAACAGUGCAUGUGCAGUAUGUACUGUCAUUUACUGUGUACAGACACAUCCAAUACAAAGUACACACCUUACGUACUUUUACAUCAGAUAUUGCUGGAAAGCGUUCCUGUUUGUGGAUGCCUUGUAUGCAAUAAUGGAUCAAUAAUAAUCUGCUAAUGUGAUUUAUUCUCUCCAAAGUCCCACAAGUCCUAAAACAAAUCAUAUACCUGUGCACACUAUUUUAACUUUUAUACUCGAUACUUCAGGUACACUUGAUGAUAAAGUAAGUGACUGCUGGUAAAUACAUGUUAACUAAAGGUACAUUUAUUAAUUUAGUGCUGCUACUUCCACUGAAGUCUUAAAUAGAAUAAUUAAUGUAGGAUGCGUUUGUAGUUAAGGGAGCAUUUUCAGAGUUCAACCAUGGAUGACGUCACUUGAGUAAAACAUCACUCGUUAGUCUUAACUGAACUGCCAGCGUCACUCACAGCUAACAGUUUUGUGCCCGUGAGGCGGAGAUUUCGACGGAAAACAUGACAAUUUAAAAGAGAAGAAUAACGUUAACAAGGCUGUUAACGGCUAGGAAACACUGUUCAAUACGUGUGGAGACUUUUCCAGAGGCCGUGCAAACUUUUCUUGAGAGGAAACAAGUCAAAACAAAAAUAACCGGAAGUAGUAGUAUUCGGCCUGACGGCAGACCCACCCAUUCAUGCUAACCUACGCACGUUUAGUGGGCUGGGGGAAGAUACGCCGUUUUUGUUAUUCUCUGCGUAAAAUACGCGCCUAAGUGACGCUCCACUCGUUUUUCGUGGCUCCCCGUACGUCCGUAACGGCUACGCGUAGACGUACCUGUCAAAGGACAUUUAAAUGGGCACACUGUACCGAGCCGUAUACCGUGCAGCACGCUAAUAACGCUGUUACGAUCACAUUUGGACAAACAGCUGCGUGAGAACCGCCUGUUCUUCUGGUCGGUGGUGUUGUUUUUCUUUUAACCUGCUUUUAACCGCUAAGUUCGUUCAGAAAACCAAAAAAUGACGGACGAAGACGACUUUGUGCAGAAAGCUCGAACCGGGUUUGAAGAUCUCUGUCGGGCUUUGAAUAUGGACGAAGAGGCGAGCAGCGAGGCUUGGAAAACCUACGAAAGCAUCAGCAGAAAUUUCACAUUAGAGGGCAGCGAGCUGCACUGGCUGGCCUGUGCCCUGUACGUUGCCUGCAGGUCCUCUGUGCCCACGGUGGGAAAAGGCACCUCGGAGGGGAACUACGUGUCUCUGACCAGAAUCCUGCGCUGCUCAGAGAUGAGCCUGAUCGAGUUCUUUAAUAAGAUGAAGAAGUGGCAGGACAUGGCCAACCUGAAUCAGGAUUUCCGUCAGAGCACCGACAAGCUGGAGAGAAACUUCACCGUGUCGGCGGUCAUCUUUAAGAAGUACGUUCCCAUCUUCAAAGCCAUCUUCAAGGCCCCGUCAGAGGAGCCGCCGCGAGUUCACCGCAGUCGCAAACAGAGACGUCAUCCCUGCACUGUGACUGAGGUCUUCAACUUCUGCUGGGUUUUGUUCGUCCACGCUAAAGGGAACUUCCCGAUGAUCAGCGACGACCUGGUGAACUCGUAUCAUCUGCUGCUGUGUGCUCUCGAUCUCGUCUUCACCAACGCUCUGCUGUGCAACGCCAGGAAAGACCUGCUCAACCCAAACUUCAAAGGUCUACCAGAGGACUUCAGCAGUAAAGACUACAGACCGCUCGCAGGUCCGUACUGCUUCAUAGAGCAGCUGUGUGAGCUGCAUGACGGUCUGGUGCUGGAGGCCAAAGGAGUCAAAGAACACUUCUGGAAACCUUUCAUCAAGAAGCUUUUCCACAAGAGGAUUCUCAGAGGAAAGGAGGACAGCCUGACUGGUUUUCUGGAUCCCAUGAACUUCGGCGACAGUUUUUUAUCUCUCACUCGGGUCUAUGAGGAACACGUUCUGGCCACCGGCAGUCUGGAUGAGAGGAUCUUCACCGGUGAGGGGGCGAGCGAGGACAUCGGCACCCCUGGGCCUUGUCUGUGUGAAGGGGCGGAGAACCAGGACGGCCCCACCGGCAGGCUUCACAGCAGCCUCACUGCCUCUGCACUGAAGGUCUCCACCCCGCUGACAGGCAGGAAGUACAUUCAGGAGAACAGCUUGGCAUCUCCGGUCUCGUCCGCCAUGAAGUGUGUCGGGCGACUCCAUACCCUGCUGUCAGGGACCCAACAGGGGCCGAGCGCCAAGCUAAUGGAGACUCUCAGGACCUGUGCCAGGGACCCCAGUGAGGUCAUCAGCAGGCGCCUGAGGGACAUGUUUGAGCUCUUCUCUCAGCACUUCGAGGGCAGCGGGGCAGAGAACCGGGGGAUGGGGAAAGAAAUGGCAGUGAAGUACUUCCAUCUGGCGGAGGCGCUCUACUACAGGAUCCUGGAGUCCAUCAUUGAGAGAGAGAAGAUGAUCCUGGGGGACGCCGACCUGUCAUGUAUUCUGGAGCAGGACGUCUUCCAUCGCUCCCUGCUCGCCUGCUGCCUGGAGAUCGUCAUCUUCUCCUACAGACCUCCAGGGGAUUUCCCCAACUUGAUCGGCAUCUUCCAGCUCCCCGCUUAUCACUUCUACAAGGUGAUCGAGGUGUUGGUGCGCUCAGAGCAGGGUCUGUUUCGGGAAGUGGUGAAGCACCUGAACCAGGUGGAGGAGCAGGUCUUGGAGACCCUGGCCUGGACCAGUGACUCCCCCCUGUGGGAGAGCCUCCGUGGGACCAAAGACCACGUCCCCACCUGCCAGCAGGUGAUGCCUCCUCAGCAUCUGGAACAAAACGAUGACAGCAGCUCAGGCGGCGUUUCUGUGACUCCUAUCAGCCACGCACCAGACCUGAACGCCAGCAGCACUCUCAAAGGUGUGUCGCCCUCGCCCACCACCCUGCUGGACCGGUACAGCUCUCCGCCCACCGGCACGGCUCGCCGCCGCCUGUUUGUCGACCCACUGGACGGCGAGCCUGGAGUCCCCUCCAACAGCACCACCGCCACCACCAGUACGGCACCAGCCGCCACAACCAAGACUGGGCAGCCCGGCCUCGUCACAGCCAUCCCAGCUGGGCAAACUGUGGUCACCGUGGCGACCGCCACCGUUACUGCUAACAACGGGCAGACAGUGACCAUACCUGUGCAGGGUAUAGCCAAUGAGAGCGGAGGCAUCACCUUCAUCCCGUUCCAGGUGAGUGUGACCGGACAGGGCGGAGCCAUGUUGCAGCCGCUGUCCGCACAGACUCUGAGCGGCACGCUCGGCGUCCAAUCAGCCGUCACCAAAACAACUGGCAAACAGUCCGGCAGUCCUCUGAGGAAAGGCUCGCUGUCGCUGUUCUUCAGGAAGGUGUACCACCUGGCCAGCGUGCGUCUCAGAGAUCUUAGUGCCAAACUGGACAUCUCCUCCGAGCUGAGGAGGAAGAUCUGGACGUGUUUCGAAUAUUCUCUGGUUCACUGCACCGACCUGAUGAUGGACCGUCACCUCGACCAGCUCCUCAUGUGUGCUGUUUAUGUCAUGGCCAAGGUGACCAAAGAAGACAGAUCCUUCCAGAACAUUAUGAAGUGUUACCGCACUCAGCCUCAGGCCAGCAGCAACGUGUACAGGAGUGUGUUGAUCUCGGGGAGGAGGAGACGUCACUCAGGCAGCAGUGAUACCAACAAACACAACUCGUCUGCUGACACCAGCCAGGAUCCAGCAGGUGGAGACAUCAGUCCAGUUCCCAUUCGCUCCAGCAGCACCUUGCCCACCCCCCAGCCUGGCAGUGCCCCCUCCACCCCCACGAACACCUCCAACAAGAACUCCUGCCCCUCCUCGUCCACCUGCUCUGAGGGCGAGCAGGAGCGGGGAGACCUGAUCCACUUCUACAACAACGUUUACAUCAAACAGAUGAGACACUUUGCUCUGAGAUACUCGGCAGGCUCGCCCUCUGCGGGGGUGGAGUCCCCUCCUCUGUGUCCGUACCCCACCCUGAGGACGGGCUCUCCUCGUCGGAUGCUUCUGUCCAGCAAACACUCCAUCUACAUCUCACCUCAUAAGACAGGCUCCGCCCCGACACCAACCAGAGACAAGAUUUACUACUACAUCUGCAGCAGCCCCCCCAACCGUCUCCAGGAGAUCAACAGUAUGAUCCGGACCGGAGAGACCCCCACCAGGAAGCGCAUCAUUCCUCUGGACGACGAGACGUCACCCAAGAGGGUUUGUCCCGACAACCACUCUGCCCUGCUGCGCCGCCUGCAGGAUGUCGCCAACGACCGCAGCUCCUCCCACUGAGACCACACACACACACACACACAAAAGCUUAUCUUGCUAUACUUGUGAGGACCCUUGAGUCCAUCACAACCAUCACGGCUACCGUAUUUCUUCUGAAUUUUCUUCCACACACGUCAAAACUCUGCUGCUCGAGUUCACUCUCCACUGUGUUCACUCACACUGAAUGAGCUUCAAAUGUAGCUACUGCCAUCUGUUGGCAGGAUUACGUCACUACAGCGUACUGUUGGCCGAGACAUUAACACACAUUCGGUGGCUGAAAUCAGACGACGUGUGUGCAGGUGUAACAAAAAGCAGGAGGUUAGCUGUUGUAGUUGUUACAGAUGGAUGCAGUUUGUGUCACAAACCGCAAAUCUUCUCGAGUCAUAAUGUGUUUUUAGUUUCAGUGUGACAUACACUUCCAGAGGACAUCGUUAUCUCUGAUGUCCAUAAGGUUAGAAAUCAGAGACCAUUCAGAACUGCGCAGAUAACUAUCAUGUUUUUAAGCAUUCAGCUAAUUCAGCGGACUAUUUGCCAAAAACAAAACAGUGAUAACCUUGCGAUCUCACCGGCUCCAUGGCGGCCGUCCCUCAGAGCAUCAUGGGAACUGUGGUUCCUAAUGUCAGAGUGUAAAACACAGAAUAUUAACAAAUCCAUCCAUCACAUUGUUUUAUGUUGCACUAUAAUAUUUGUUUGACUUUACUGAGACGCAGAAUGUCCUGCUAAAAUGGAACUGGGGGAGGAGGUUGAGCUAAUAAUCAAUGAGAAGAUGGUGAUCAACCAUCAAACACGUUUUGUCUGCACUGUGUUGUGUAGAAACAGAGCGUGUCGUUGACUCGUGCCGUUGGUGUUACGCUCUCUUCAUUCCAUCCAUUUAUUCUCUUUAUUCAUGAAUGUAUUUUUGUUACUGAACAUUUUCUACAUGAAGUUUCUAACUGAAGUGAAGGUCUGAUGAAGUUUCAGCAGCUUUCUGAAACAGGAUGUUCUCAUUCUGAUGCUUUAGUUUUACUUUAUUCUCUUAUUUUAUUUACUUAAACUUUUAUUAGUCAUCCCCGUUUUCUGUCAUACUAAACAAAAUAUGACUUAAUUCCAUGUUCUGUUUUACAGUUCGUUUACAAAAUCGUGAUCCUUUGUUUUUAAGCAUGAAACGUGUCAGUUAAAGGGCUCAAGACUGACAUUUAUAAAGUUAAAAUGUGACUUUUAUUGGCACGUCAGGAGAUAUUUUGAUCUCAUUUUUCAAAAUCUCACGUAGGAAUGAAGAUGUUUAUAUGUUGCUCUCCUCCUGCCUUUCUCAUGUGUUAAACAAAGCGGGUUAUUGUCGACUGUUUCGUCAACUGACUGUCAUUACGAGAAGUGUGUAAAUAUUUGUAAAAAAACAAAGAGAGCGAGAGAAAGAAAAGCUAUUUUAUGAAGGUGAUGUAAACAAAGUGCCUUUUAUUUUUUUCACUCCUGAAACCUGUUUGUUUGUUUACAACAAACAAACUUGACUUUUAUUAGACUUCCUUGAUUGUAAAAACUGAUGGAAUAAAUAAAGUGUUUAAAGUGA